GCGCACCGGGACCUGUCAGACGCGCAGGGCUUGAAGUUCGACGCGGACACCGCCGAGCUGCACAAGCUGGUGGCCACGCGGCUGGGAAUACCCCUCUCGAGCAUCUCGAGGGGGGCGUUCGAGAGCCAGAAGGCCGCGGCCGCAGCCGCGGCCUCCGCCUCGACGCCGUCGAAGAGACCCGCCGAGCCCGCGCCCGCACAGAAGGCCGCGCGCGCACCGGCGGCGGAGCCAGAGAUUCCGCCUCCUGCCCCCGCCCCAGCGCUGCCUGGGCCGAAGCUCGAGGAUGCUGGAGAGAGUGUGUGCCCGCGAUGA
Molecule: messenger RNA, 312 nt
Organism: Prorocentrum cordatum
Lineage: Eukaryota; Dinophyceae; Prorocentrales; Prorocentraceae
Source: the annotation of a GenBank genome assembly